Molecule: messenger RNA, 1809 nt
Organism: Coprinopsis cinerea okayama7#130
Lineage: Eukaryota; Fungi; Basidiomycota; Agaricomycetes; Agaricales; Psathyrellaceae
Exons: 3
Coding region: 1-1809 (602 amino acids)
Source: RefSeq, a predicted model, not a curated record
AUGCAACUCGAUUACGGCCAGGACGAUUCCUCUCCACCUUCCGUUCAACAGUCUCAGGAGAAACCAGCGGCUGUUGUUACCCAAGAACCGACAGCGAAACCCGACGUUGAUGUUUCAAUGCGUGAGGAAGGUGAAAUAAGUGACGAAGAGGAGGAACCGGCGCCAAAGCCUCCGCAUCGGACAACAGCUGCAAUUGCUGCUCAAGACUCUUUUAAAUAUUCGAUAGGGUCGAAACCUUCGCUGUUGGACCGGCUCACAGACCCACAACCACAACCACCGCCACCUCACAUGGUCCAUGGCCUUCCCCGUAAACCUGUUACAUCGGCGCUACCCCCUCGUCCACCGCCUACCCAACCGCGUUCAGCCCUACAAAUCAGCGAAGAACAAGUGCGGCCAAAUCUUCACAUGACUCAAGCGGAGUACGACAAGGCCAAGGAUAUCAUUCUCGAUCUAUUGGGAUGGGGUGUUCCCCCUCAUUAUUUGGUGGACUGUGGAUUGACGCGGGAGAUGGUAUUCUACGUUUUCAAUGAACUCAAUUUACGACUACCUUCCAACCUCGACACCACCGGAUUGAUGCCGUAUUCGCCUGAAACCAUUCACACUUUCUCCGUCGUCCCCCCGGGACCUUCGCGACCGCCUGUUCCAGCCUCCCCUGCGCAACCAUCGCCCGUCAGCCGCAAACCCGAGGGACCUUCUCCUAUAGAAUCUGUCGCGACGCUUUCGCUACCCGCCACUCCUACUCCUGCUCAGCAAAAACACCUGGACGAGGUGGAGAGUCUGAAAAAGCAGGAGUUAAUGGCUCGUAAACAAGCGCUAGCCAGUCGCCGGAGGCGACCCGUCGCUCAGCCUGCUGAGAAGCUCGUCCCGAUAGAGAACACCCCCGAUGCAUCGGUAACAGCAGCCGAAGACUUCCUCAAGUCUAUAACGCCCACGGGUCGUGUUCCUCCGUCGCCUAUGGACCUUGUCGCCGAUUCGCGUGUGCCUUCCUCUCCCUCAGAGCAAACCGGAAAGGGCGCGUCGUUUACGCCUUCGCCCGCAGUUCUAGAACCUCCCCCAUCUUCUACCGAGUCCGUCACGACAACCUUUAACAAAACGAUGCGGUUGUCCCCGCGUCAGAGCUCUGUCCCUGAGAAGUCCCCGACGACCGAUCGCCCGCCCCCCACACCUCAGUAUCCCGUUCGCAAAGCCACAAGGCGUCCCGUUGCUUCCGACUUCGUAGACCUCGACGGACAUGCUCGAUCCAUAACCAGGGCGAGUAGUCACGAUGGCGCUCAAAGCACCUACAACCAACAGCCCCCUCGGAGCGCGACCAGCUUCAUCAGCAAUGUUCGCCCUGUCAGAUGUGUGAUCGAUUUGAGUGACAGUGAGUCUGAGGAGGAGGAAGCCCCCGUACCACCACAGAAACGGCAUAAUGGGAUGAAGUCGUCAUCUGCUACCCCUUCGAUCAGCACUGCGAUGCUGGAGGAGAAGGAGCGGGAAAUUCAGCGGAUGCGAGAAGAAAUUGCUAAACGCGAGCAGGAGAGCCUGUUAAAAAAACUUGGGUUGAAAUCCGGGCCAGUAGCUUCUAAUGGACACUCGCCAGCGCCUUCGACCUCAGUUCCAACACCCGGCGCAGCCAUCCCUACGCCACCCCCGCCGACGGCCAAUGAAUCUCCGACAGUCUCCUCAACCCAACCGCCUCGUAUGAAAACCUAUCGUCAUCGUCCUCCACCUACCACCACUGACAACACCUUCAGCUGGGACCUCCACGGCAACGCCUUCCGUAUCCCAAGCAGAAACAUGUUUGUGCCCCUUUCCCAGCCCGCUUAA